This is a messenger RNA of Alternaria atra, 1509 nucleotides long. RefSeq lists its product as uncharacterized. The coding region runs from base 1 to 1509 and encodes 502 amino acids. Gene Ontology annotation, molecular function: Delta24(24-1) sterol reductase activity; FAD binding. Lineage: Eukaryota; Fungi; Ascomycota; Dothideomycetes; Pleosporales; Pleosporaceae. Gene Ontology annotation, cellular component: membrane; cytoplasm. Gene Ontology annotation, biological process: steroid metabolic process. The record is from RefSeq and is a predicted model, not a curated record. The transcript is spliced from 2 exons.
AUGGAUACACAUAACUCAACAGUAGCAACACUCGCAUCGCAGGUCGCCCGAUUCAGUGCCUCAAAGACACCAUUUCGUAUAUACCAUGGCUCUACGCUGUCUACACGGAAAUCGUCCCGUGAUCGCAAUCAAAUCAUCGACGUUAGCUCCCUUAACCAUGUGCUGCAGUUCGAUGAGCUUGAGAAGACCGUACUCGUGGAGCCGAACGUGCCGAUGGAUAAGCUUGUAGAAGCCACAAUGGCCAAGGGUUACUUACCAAAGGUCGUUAUGGAACUUCCGAAUAUUACAGUGGGUGGUGGGUUUGCUGGCACUAGCGGUGAAAGCAGUUCCUACAAGUAUGGGCUGUUUGAUCGCACAAUCUCAGGCAUUGAGCUCAUCCUAGGAAACGGCGAGGUGGUAUGGGCGUCAGCAGUAGAGCACCGCGAUUUGUUUUUCACUGCAGCUGGGAGUUGUGGCAGCUUGGGCGUCAUUACUCUACUCAAAAUGGAGCUUAUUGAUGCUCGUCGCUAUGUUGAGUUGGAGUAUAUCCCAGUCCGCUCAACGAAUGAAGCCGUCGAACAGUUGCGACGCUACCAAGAUGAUCCGGAGGUCGACUACAUGGAUGGCAUCCUGUAUUCGAUGACGAGUGGUGUAAUCAUGAUUGGUCGCUUGACCGAUGCUCCAAUGGAUAGGAAGAUUCAGAGUUUCGACAAAGCGACAGACCCUUGGUUGUACAUGCACGCAGAAGACAUUCUAAAGCGGACACAGAGCGAGAAAACGACAUACAGGGAGCUGGUAACUGUUCAAUCAUAUCUCUUCCGUUACGACAGAGGCGUCUUUUGGUCAGGACUGCGCGCGUUCAAGUACUUCGUUACGCCAUUCAAUCGUCUUACACGUUUCCUACUGGAUCCUUUCAUGUACUCUCGGACAAUGGUACAUGCCCUGCAUCGAUCAGGCCUUGCCUCCCGAACAAUCAUUCAGGACUAUGGAAUACCAUAUGAUGCAGCAGAAGAGUUUGUUAGAUGGACGGACGAAAGGACGGGCAUCUGGCCGCUCUGGCUGUGUCCAGUCAAGUCAGCACCGCGCGGAGAGCGUAGCUUCUCCCAAGGUAACAAUGUCAAGGACGACAUUCUCCUUGACGUGGGAAUAUGGGACAUGGGGCCAAGCGACGCUCACGCAUUCAUCAAGCUGAACCGGGAUUUUGAAGCCAAAGUUACGGAGCUAGGCGGCAUGAAGUGUCUGUAUGCGCAUGCGUACUACACUGAGCAGGAGUUUUGGGACAUCUACGAUGAGAAGAAGUACAUGGAGCUACGGAGAAAGUACCACGCCGAGAGCUUGCCAAGUGUCUACGACAAAGUGAAGGUUGAUCUGCAAGGCGUCGCGGGAGGAGAGAGCGUCCAGAAGACGGAGUCGUGGAAUGACUGGGCAUACCGGCAAUUUUGGGAUACAUGGCCUCUUGGGGGAUUGUAUGGGGUUGCGAGCGCAACCAAAGGGUUGUUUUUCCAAAGCGACUUCUUGUUGAAGAAGUGA